Messenger RNA from Tupaia belangeri chinensis (Chinese tree shrew), 1110 nucleotides. It is a transcript of the gene VEGFB, whose product is annotated as vascular endothelial growth factor B. Gene Ontology annotation, cellular component: membrane. The record is from RefSeq and is a predicted model, not a curated record. NCBI's taxonomy places the organism in Eukaryota, Metazoa, Chordata, Mammalia, Scandentia, Tupaiidae. The coding region runs from base 14 to 637 and encodes 207 amino acids. Gene Ontology annotation, molecular function: heparin binding; vascular endothelial growth factor receptor binding; chemoattractant activity. Gene Ontology annotation, biological process: positive regulation of angiogenesis; vascular endothelial growth factor receptor signaling pathway; positive regulation of endothelial cell proliferation. The transcript has 7 exons.
CCCCGCGGGCCCCAUGAGCCCCCUGCUCUGCCGUCUGCUGCUCGCCGCUCUCCUGCAGCUGGCCCCCGCCCAGGCCUCUGUCACCCAGACCGAUGCCCCUGGCCACCAGAAGAAAGUGGUGUCAUGGAUAGAUGUGUAUGCUCGUGCCACCUGCCAGCCUCGGGAGGUGGUGGUGCCUCUCACUGUGGAGCUCAUGGGCAGUGUGGCCAAGCAGCUGGUGCCCAGCUGCGUGACUGUGCAGCGCUGUGGUGGCUGUUGCCCUGACGACGGCCUGGAGUGCGUACCCACCGGGCAGCACCAAGUCCGAAUGCAGAUCCUCAUGAUCCGAUACCCGAGCAGUCAGUUGGGGGAGAUGUCCCUGGAAGAACACAGCCAAUGUGAAUGCAGACCAAAACAAGCACAGAGUGCUGUGAAGCUGGACAGGGCUGCCACUCCCCACCACCGCCCCCAGCCCCGCUCUGUUCCGGGCUGGGACUCUGUCCCCGGAGCACCCUCCCCAGCUGACAUCACCCAUCCCACUCCAGCCCCAGGCCCCACUGCCCACGCUGCACCCAGCGCCGCCAGCGCCCUGACCCCCGGACCUGCCGCUGCCACUGCCGACGCCGCAGCUUCCUCCGUUGCCAAGGGCGGGGCUUAGAGCUCAACCCAGACACCUGCAGGUGCCGGAAGCUGCGAAGGUGACACACUGCUUUUCAGACUCCGUGAGGCCACUUGCCCCACAGGCCACACCCCAAAGGGGGCAGAGAGAAGAGCCUGGUGAGAACAGCUCAGCCCCCCAAGACCUCAGCCUGGGUGGAAGCUGCUCCAGGACCUGGGCCUCUCAAAGGGGCUUUCCUGCCAUCCCUUGUCUCCCCAAGGCUGCCACCUAACAGGGUGGACAGAGGUAGACAAGGAAACUUGGAGGCACAGGAGGGGCCAUGUACCAGUGUAGAGGAGAACGGCACUUUGUCUGUUUUUAACCACUUGUGCAAGAGAGCAUCCUACAACUUGUGUCUCUUUUUCCUUACCAUGAAGACUCCGGACUUCUGCAAAUAAUGGAAUUUGAGCUUUGGUGUGAAAACUGUGACCCCCCACCUCACCCUACGCUGAUAAAAGAGAUGGAAGGAGCUA